This is a messenger RNA of Manihot esculenta (cassava), 1390 nucleotides long. Its product is annotated as serine/threonine-protein phosphatase PP1 isozyme 2. NCBI's taxonomy places the organism in Eukaryota, Viridiplantae, Streptophyta, Magnoliopsida, Malpighiales, Euphorbiaceae. The transcript is spliced from 3 exons. The coding region runs from base 179 to 1120 and encodes 313 amino acids. Gene Ontology annotation, molecular function: protein serine/threonine phosphatase activity. Gene Ontology annotation, cellular component: nucleus; cytoplasm. The record is from RefSeq and is a predicted model, not a curated record.
CAGAAACCACGCUCGCAAUCGCAGUCUCCACCACCAACUCAUUUCAAAAUCAAGAGGAAAAAAAAAAAAAAAAAAAGUGAACUUUAACAAGCCAACACCGUUUGUCUUGGUGCCGUCAUUUUCUUCAAUUUCCUUUCCUUCUGAUUCUUCCCUCUGAGAUAGAUUGAGAUCGCUUUCAAUGGCUCACCGACCACAGACUUCCAUCCAUUCUGCCGUUUUGGACGAUAUUAUCAGUCGUUUAUUGGAUUUUAGGCAAACAAGAGCAGCCAAACAGCAGCAGGUUCAGCUUACUGAGAAUGAGAUCCGCCAACUCUGUACUGUCUCUAGAGAAAUCUUUCUUCAACAGCCCAAUCUUCUCGAACUCGAAGCCCCCCUCAAGAUCUGUGGUGACAUCCAUGGGCAAUAUUCUGAUCUUUUGAGACUUUUUGAAUAUGGGGGUUUUCCUCCUAGUGCUAACUAUUUAUUCCUAGGCGAUUAUGUAGAUCGUGGCAAGCAGAGUUUGGAAACAAUAUGCCUUUUGCUUGCCUACAAAAUCAAGUACCCUGAGAACUUCUUUCUUUUAAGAGGAAAUCAUGAGUCUGCAUCUAUUAAUCGAAUUUAUGGAUUUUAUGAUGAAUGUAAACGCCGGUUCAAUGUGAGACUUUGGAAAACCUUUACUGAUUGCUUUAACUGUCUUCCUGUUGCUGCUCUUAUAGAUGACAAAAUAUUGUGUAUGCAUGGAGGGCUUUCCCCUGAUUUAACAAGUUUGGAUCAAAUUAGGAACUUACCCCGUCCAACCGAUGUUCCAGAUUCCGGUUUGCUUUGUGAUUUACUUUGGUCUGAUCCUAGUAGGGAUGUUAAAGGCUGGGGAAUGAAUGACAGAGGAGUCUCAUACACCUUCGGGUCAGAUAAAGUGUCAGAAUUCUUAAUGAAUAAUGAUAUGGAUCUUGUCUGUCGUGCCCAUCAGGUUGUUGAGGAUGGAUAUGAAUUCUUUGCGGACAGGCAGCUUGUUACAAUUUUUUCUGCUCCCAACUAUUGUGGUGAAUUUGAUAAUGCUGGUGCAAUGAUGAGUGUUGAUGAAACCUUAAUGUGCUCUUUCCAAAUACUUAAAUCUGCAGAUAGAAAGCCCAAAUUCAUGUGAAAAGGACAUGUUCUGUUCUUAUUCCCGCUUACAAAUAGCUAACAUAAGUUUUAUGCUAUGGAUGUUCUUUUUAAUUUCUGAAACUUAAAAGGGCAUCCUUUUCUAUGUAACAACAUAGAUAACCUCUUCCAUGCAUUAGCCAUUAGGAUCGUUGCUGACCUUAUAUCUUUUGCUUGUUUUCGCUUCUUUAUUUGUUGUAUUGCUCAAUAUUCCACUUUCUUUUCUUUGAGGCUAUUAAUGAAAUGCAUUUGAAUGAAUAUUUAUUUUGAA